Esox lucius (northern pike) is the source of this 2051-nucleotide messenger RNA. RefSeq names its product interferon-induced GTP-binding protein Mx2. NCBI's taxonomy places the organism in Eukaryota, Metazoa, Chordata, Actinopteri, Esociformes, Esocidae. Gene Ontology annotation, biological process: defense response to virus. Gene Ontology annotation, cellular component: microtubule; nucleus; membrane. The record is from RefSeq and is a predicted model, not a curated record. Gene Ontology annotation, molecular function: GTP binding; microtubule binding; GTPase activity. The transcript has 13 exons. The coding region runs from base 59 to 1852 and encodes 597 amino acids.
CUUGACUGUGAAAAGGACCGGUUCUGUUUUUGGGCAGAAAUCCAAACAAGCCACCAGGAUGUUCCAAGACCAACUCAAGGAGAAGGUCCGUCCCUUAAUUGACUUAAUAGAUGAAAUGAGAUACCUUGGGAUAGAGAAGCAGCUGAACCUGCCAGCCAUUGUAGUGGUGGGAGACCAGAGUUCAGGGAAGAGCUCUGUGCUUGAGGCACUUUCAGGAGUGGCACUGCCCAGAGGAACUGGUAUUGUCACUAGAUGCCCACUGUUACUCCAGCUUUGUUAUGAGAAACACAAUGUUUGGAAGGCGGAGAUCUCAUAUCGUGAACAAAUAUAUGAAUUUACUGAACCCUCAAAGGUCGUGAACUAUGUUGAAGAAGCCCAGAAUGACUUGGCUGGAAAAGGAGAUGGGAUAUGCGAAGAACUGAUCACUCUGAAGAUAAAAUCCAAAACAGUAUGUGACCUCACUCUGAUUGACUUACCUGGGAUUGCCAGAGUAGCUGUGAAAGGACAACCGGAGGACAUUGGAGAAAAAAUCAAAGGUCUUAUUCUUAACUACAUAAAGAGAAAGGAAACCAUCAUUUUGGUGGUGGUACCAUGUAAUGUUGACAUAGCAACAACAGAGGCCCUGCAAAUGGCACAACAAGUGGAUGUUGAAGGCACAAGAACUUUGGCCAUUCUAACAAAGCCAGACCUGAUAGACCCUGGAGCCGAGAGGAUCAUUUUGGACAUUGUCCAAAAUAGAACGAUUCCUCUGAAUUUGGGCUAUGUCAUUGUGAAGUGUCGUGGUCAGAAGCAAAUUGAUGAAAAUAUGUCCAUAAUUGAUGCAAUUGAAGAUGAGAAGGAAUUCUUCAAAAGACAUUUGCACUUCAGCUCUCUUGAGGAAAAGACAACCAUCAUUAACCUAUCCAAGAAGCUCACCGUCACCCUUGUUGAACACAUUAAGAAAUCUCUCCCUGAGAUGUCAGAGAAGAUUAAAAAAUUGCUUGGGGAUGUGAGGAAUAAAUUGAAUAAAUUAAAGCAUGAACCUGCCCUGGACCCUUCAGAGAAGAGGAAGCACCUCAUUAAGGUCAUAACAGAGUUCAUUGAAAAGAUAAACCAGCUGUCCAAUGGGGAUAUUAUUACAGAGGAAAACCUGUUUGUCCUCAUGCGAAAGGAUUAUAAACAGUGGAUGGGAAUUCUGACGAACUCUAUAGAAAAUUACCAAAAGCAUGUGCAAGAAGUGGCAGCUGAAUAUGAUAAGACACAUAGGGGAAGUGAGCUGCCAGGUUUCAGUAACUACAAUGUUUUUCGACAAGUUGCUCAGAAACUACUGGGUGAACUUGUGAAUCCUGCAAUGAUGACAGUACACACAGUCAGAGAAAUGGUCCAGAAACAAUUUGAUAUAUUAUCUAAAGAUUGCUUUGAGGGUUAUCCUUUUCUUCAGCAGUUCUCUAAGAGAAACAUUGAAAGCAUCCAGGAUCAGCAGUCACAAAUGGCCAUGGGAAGGAUCAAGGAGCAGUUUGAGAUGGAGAUGUUAGUGUACACACAGGAUGAAAUCUUCAACAUACAGAAUAAAUUGGAUAGCGAAACCACAGACUACACGGAACAAGACAAAAGGACCAAUUACCCUGAACUGCUCAAGGCUUACUAUGAGAUCGUGGUGCAGAGAAUGGGGGACCAGGUGCCAAUGUUGAUCUAUUAUUUCAUCCUGAAGGAGGGAGCCAAAAACGUGUGUAGCGAGAUGCUGUCUCUGCUCUACGAAGAUGACAUUGAUAAAAUCCUACAGGAGGACUCAUACAUUGAAAUUAAUCGUGUAAAGUUGAAGGCCCAACUCGAAUGCCUCUUACAUGCCAAUGAAAAGCUCAACAACCUUUGAAAGGUACUCCACAUUGUCUUCUACAGGACAAGCUGUUGUACUACAUCUACACUGUCAUGGGGAGACAGAAAUCAACAAAGGGCACUUCAUUUAAAAAUAUUAGAGCCUGCAUUUCACUUAUAUUUAACAGAGAUGGGGACAAGUCACACAUGGUCAAGUCCAAGCAAGUCUCAAGUCUUAACCAUCAAAUCUCGAGUCA